GUGACAAACACAUUUCAAACGAAGGUGUCCAAAUUUCUGUGGCUAACUAAAAUAAAUGAAUAAUUUGGCAAAUCUAUUUGUCUACUCCUUGAAUAAAAAGCAUAAUAAACAGCCACAAUUAUACCUUUUGUGUCCAUAUUUUUAAAACAUUUUUCAGCUUUCUUUUUCUUUUCAGUUGGUGAGGUUGGUAAAGGAUCACAGCAGAUGAUUCGGGCAACGAGAUUCAGAUCAAAAAUCAGCCCUUCUUCUUCGGUGAUCACUCUUUUCAACAAUUCACACAUAAAAUAUUACUGAAUCAGAGCUGAAUCUCCAGAUAUAGAUACUCAAAAGGCGGAGAAAAGUGAGAGAAUAUUAAUGGUUUGUUCAAAAGGGUCAGCAGAAGGGGGUUUCUAUUUCUCUUGAUUUUCAAUCUCGUGGAGGAAUGUUUUGAGUGAAUCCCACUGCCCCAUCUGUCUUGGGGGACUAACCCAUCUCAUGAAGAUUCAAUCUUUACCAGAAAAAAUAAUAUCUUGUUCAUAGCAGUAAUAUAUAUACAUAUAUAUAUAUAUAUAUAUACAGAGAGAGAGAGAGAGAGAGAGAGAGAGAGAGAGAGAGAGAGAUGAAGGAGCUGUUCGGGAGCCCAGGGAGAAAAAGUGGGCUGAUAUUGAGGAUUGGGCAGUGUGUGUCUGCAGCUGCUUCAAUUGGGGUCAUGGCCUCUGCUUCUGGCUUCUCAACUACUACUGCCUUUUGCUACUUAAUUGCAUCAAUGGGGCUUCAGGUUUUGUGGAGCUUUGGACUCAUGUGCCUAGACAUACAUGCUUUGAGGUUCAACAAGGACCUCCAUACCAACAUUAUUGUGAGCCUGUUUGUCGUCGGUGAUUGGGUGACUGCUACUCUAUCCCUCGCAGCUGCAUGCUCCUCUGCUGGUGUUAUGGUGCUCUUCACUAGAGAUACCGAUAUCUGCAAUAUAGAUUUGAAUUUGUCAUGCGAUAUGUUUCAGAUAUCCAUUGCUUUUGCUUUUGCAUCGUGGUUUCUUCUUGCAAUAUCUUCUUAUAUCAUGUUUUGGCUUGUGGCAUCAAUCUAGACAGUUUCUCUUUGACACCUAUCAACACCGUGACCAUAUGCUCGUAGUGCCAGUGUAUAUAUUGUCAAUUUUGGAAAGAGUUUUUGUAAGAAGCAUUUUACAUUUUUUUUACCACCCUUUUGUGAACCUCAAUCCUUCCCUGAUGAUUAGGGAAGAGAUUCGUCUGUAACAUGACAUAUUGAGUAAUUCUUGAGCUAUUUAGAUGAGAACAUGUAGAAAUUUAUGCGAGGCAUUGAAGAACUUCUGUUUAGUAGCUCCUUGUAAUGAAAAAAUGAAUUGAUCUCUUCAUCAAGUAGAAAGAGAUGAGAGAGCAUUAUUUCGUUA
Salvia miltiorrhiza (redroot sage) is the source of this 1387-nucleotide messenger RNA. Its product is annotated as CASP-like protein 5B1. The coding region runs from base 599 to 1063 and encodes 154 amino acids. The transcript has 3 exons. Lineage: Eukaryota; Viridiplantae; Streptophyta; Magnoliopsida; Lamiales; Lamiaceae. The record is from RefSeq and is a predicted model, not a curated record. Gene Ontology annotation, cellular component: membrane.